GGGCGAAGUGACCAGGCGGCGGCGGCUCUGCCGAGGUGACUCUGUGCUAGGAGCCCUCGAUCGGUUUCCAGCGCCUCCUCGGCCUCGGCUCUUGCUCACGCUGCGCUCACGGAGUCCUCGAGCCCGCCGCUGCGCUAUGUGGGCGCCUCUCUGGGGCUGGCCGAGGCCGGAGCCGGCUCGCUCUGCUCGCGGGGAAGUGUGAAGAGAGUGGCGCAGGCGGGAGCCCGGCUGUUCGCGGCGCUCGCGGGCCAGCCGGGGCUCCAGGUGAGCUCAGGCUCUGCGCGCCCGGCACUCGGCGAGGCUGGCCAGCGCCCGCCUGGCUGGGUUGGAGGCUGAAUUACGUGCGUGGACCGCCGUUCCCUCUUCGCGGGAUCCUUGGCCACGAUAGCAGAUGCAUUUUGUAGGAGUAUUUUGAGGAUGAAUGUUUGCAAAUCAUUUUGAAAUUGCCAAGUGCCACAUACAUGGGGUGUAUUUUGCUUUCAUCGUGGAGUUCACCGCUGUGGCUUGGAUUUAUCACAGUAGCAUCUGUCUUCAGUCUAUUUUUUAACUAGAAAGCAAGGAAAGACAUGAGGAGGUUUGUUUACUGCAAGGUGGUUCUGGCCACUUCACUGAUGUGGGUUCUGGUUGAUGUCUUCUUACUCCUGUACUUCAGUGAAUGUAACAAAUGUGAUGACAAGAAGGAGAGAUCCCUGCUACCUGCUCUCAGGGCUGUUAUUUCAAGAAACCAAGAAGGGCCAGGAGAAAUGGGGAAGGCUGUGCUGAUUCCUAAAGAUGACCAGGAGAAGAUGAAAGAACUGUUUAAAAUCAAUCAGUUUAACCUUAUGGCCAGUGAUCUGAUUGCCCUUAACAGAAGUCUGCCAGAUGUAAGAUUAGAAGGAUGCAAGACAAAGGUCUACCCUGAUGAACUUCCAAACACGAGUGUAGUCAUUGUGUUUCAUAACGAAGCUUGGAGCACUCUCCUCCGAACUGUUUACAGUGUUAUUAAUCGUUCCCCACACUAUUUACUUUCUGAGGUCAUCUUGGUUGAUGAUGCCAGUGAAAGAGAUUUUCUCAAGUUGACAUUAGAAAAUUAUGUGAAAAAUUUAGAUGUGCCAGUAAAAAUUAUCAGAAUGGAAGAGCGCUCUGGGUUAAUACGCGCCCGUCUCCGAGGAGCAGCUGCUUCAAAAGGGCAGGUCAUAACCUUUCUUGAUGCACACUGUGAAUGUACUUUUGGAUGGCUGGAGCCCUUGCUGGCCAGAAUAAAAGAAGACAGGAAAACAGUUGUGUGCCCCAUCAUUGAUGUGAUUAGCGAUGAUACGUUUGAAUAUAUGGCUGGGUCAGACAUGACCUAUGGGGGUUUCAACUGGAAACUGAAUUUUCGUUGGUAUCCUGUCCCCCAAAGAGAAAUGGAUAGGAGGAAAGGAGACAGAACAUUACCUGUCAGGACCCCUACUAUGGCUGGUGGCCUAUUUUCUAUUGACAGAAACUACUUUGAAGAGAUAGGAACUUACGAUGCAGGAAUGGAUAUCUGGGGUGGAGAGAAUCUUGAAAUGUCUUUUAGGAUCUGGCAAUGUGGAGGCUCAUUGGAGAUUGUGACUUGCUCCCAUGUGGGUCAUGUUUUUCGGAAGGCUACUCCAUACACUUUUCCUGGUGGCACUGGUCAUGUCAUUAACAAGAACAACAGGAGACUGGCAGAAGUCUGGAUGGAUGAAUUUAAAGAUUUCUUCUACAUCAUAUCCCCAGGUGUUGUCAAAGUGGAUUACGGAGACGUGUCAGUCAGAAAGACACUAAGAGAAAAUCUGAAGUGUAAGCCCUUUUCUUGGUACCUUGAGAACAUCUAUCCGGACUCCCAGAUCCCAAGGCGUUAUUACUCACUUGGUGAGAUAAGAAAUGUUGAGACUAAUCAAUGUUUAGACAACAUGGGCCGCAAGGAAAAUGAAAAAGUGGGCAUAUUCAACUGUCACGGUAUGGGAGGAAAUCAGGUGUUUUCUUACACCGCUGACAAAGAAAUACGAACCGAUGACUUGUGCUUGGAUGUUUCUAGACUCAAUGGACCGGUAAUCAUGUUAAAAUGCCACCAUAUGAGAGGAAAUCAGUUAUGGGAAUAUGAUGCUGAGACCCAAACUCUUCUUCACAUAAACACCCAGUCCUGUCUCUCAGUAAGCAAAGUGGCUGAGGGCUCCCAGCAGCCCACUGCGGAAGUGUGCAACAGCAGCACUUUGCAGAAAUGGCUACUGAGAAACUACACAAGAGUGGAAGUUUUUAGAAAUAUUUUUGAGAAUCCUACUGAUUACAUUCUCUAAUAAUUUGUAGAGAGACUCACCUUGAGACAUGUUAACAGCAACCAAUGUCUGGAUGAACCUUCUGAAGAAGACAAAAUGGUACCUACCAUGCAGGACUGUAGCGGAAGCAGAUCCCAACAGUGGCUGCUGAGAAACAUGACUUUGGGAGUGUGAAUACCGUUUCCCCCAAGCCAUCAAAGUGUCUACACUUUUGUUUUUCCAUUAUUUCAAUUAAGGAAAAAUAUUAACUUUGCUGAAUUGAAAGUUUUAAAAUCCUUUUAGUAUUCUAAAACACAGUUGUUUAUAAUUCAUUUUUAGGAACGUUUGCUUAUUUCCUUACAAGAAUUUGUAUCUGAUCAAAAGCACAUAAAAUAUAAAUAACAGCAAAGUGUUAUUAAACAUCUGAAAAACUUAAAAAACAAAACAAAGUGUUUGCUUUAAAAAACAAUCUGUAUUGUCCUUAUGUCAACAGGAUUGUUGGGGAGGGGUAUUUUUAUUUUUUAUUUUCAUAGUGAUUGAAAGAGAGACAAUGUAAAUGCCUUAUAAAAUGUCUUCAUUAUGAAAAAGUAUCAUUUUAUAAUCUCACUCUGCUUCUGCUGGACCUUUCUGCCAACAUGUUGAGUAUCCAUGUGGACAGCAGGUCACACAUUGAAUUAUCUCGGAACAAUGAAUUCAUCACACAAAAUUAGUUCCAAGUUUUGCACCAGAAAAAAUUAAACUGGAUGUUGAUUUACAGAGUUCUAAAAGCAUCACAUUUAAACAAACAAAAAAAGAGGUGGGGAAUUUGAAGGGCAUGAAAUCAAAAGAAACAAGCAGGCGUUGAGGGGAGCAAGAUGACUGGAGCCAAACUGCAGCGACUGAAUCCUUUUAAAGACUCUGUUCAGGUCGCAAGUGGUCCUAAUGCAGGUCGAGUGUUUAACAAUCAUAUUGGUUCCAGAGUUGAUGUCAAUCAUACUGGUUCCAGUGUUGAUGUCAGAAAAUCAAUCCUUAAGCACCAUCUUUGUCUUAUACAGCCCCUGUUCUCUUCACUCUAGACUGUGACUCAUCACUUAUGCUGUACAGCAUUGUAGGCAAAGGGUGGAGGGUAUAAGCUCUGACUUUUAAUGAUCCUGCAUUUAAAGCAUUUAGUUAGGUAGCUAUUAAUAUUUUAUUUUACAUAUUGAAAAUAAUGCAUUGCUAUCAGACUUUUAUUGCUAUGCUAGAAUAGCUAACGUUUUCAUCAUCAGAGGAAUGAACUCAAUACAUAUCCAUGAAUAAACUGCUCAAUAUCAUUUGCCAUAAACUAUGGCUCGAGGAACACAGUCAUAAUUAGGCUAGCUUCGCAUGUUCUUUCUCCAUCCUAAAACUCUUUGUGUUCAAAAUACAUGAGCAGAAGACACAUAAAGGAAGAAAAGUUUAUCAGUGGGAAUUGAGCUAAUAACUUAGUAUUUCAUACCAUUUACAAUGCCUUUAAAUUCACUCUACACAUGUAUUUUAUUCAUUAAUAAAUAAAUUUAGCAACUAAGAGAAAUCUAGGGGAAGCAAUGCAAGAAGCGUCAUGUAAAGUAGAUGCCAUGUCUUUGACUCUCAUUUUUUCUUAAAAAGCUCUGACUGCUUUCUUAAAAACGAACUCCUCUCUCUCUCUCUCUCUCUCUCUCUCUCUCUCUCUCACACACACACACACACACACACAUACACACACACUGCUUUAUAAUGAAAAGGAAAGCCAGUAGAAUCUUGUAUGAUUUUCCCUGCUAGCAUUACUUCCUUUUUGGCUUUAUACUGGUAAAACUCAAAGAAAGAAUUCUACAACCUGGAGCAUUUCAGGUUCACUUCUUAAAGUGUAGACAUGCCUCACUUUGAGGUCUUUAGGUAUCCCUGAAUGCCUUAGAAUUGUAAGCAGAAGUUUGUGAAAGGCAUUUGUUUUAAGUAGAGAAUCCACUGUUUACAGCAAAAUUAUAAAGGAAGCUGUGACAUCCAAGAGCUAGCAAACCACUGCCUUAAAUUGAUAGUGGACUCACAAGUCAACCAAGGACUCUCCUUUUCUCCCCUUUUCUUCUUGUCCUGGCUAAAUUAUGGGAAAAUAUCCCUGCACAUUUGUUCUUAAUCUUUAAAAGCUGAAACACACAAGAACUUUAAUACAGUCUGUUUCAGGAAUGACAACACUACAGGCACAAUCACACACACACAUUUCUGAGCAUUUAUUCCACUGUGGCUGACGAGCAAGUUUCUGUCCUACGUUUUUGUUCCCUUUGCUCCACAGAGCUCUCCCACUCCCUUUCUUUAGGUCUUUACUCAAAUUUUAUCUCAUCGGGUAGGCAAACCUUCCCCUCCUGCCCUCGUUAUGCCCUGUACAUUCUCUGACAAAGUGUAAACUUGCUUCUUUAUUUUUUGUCUGUCCUCCCGUGUCCCCACCCCCAACACCACCAUCACACACUGGGGAAUGCAGGCCCCACAGGAGGCGGGACUUUAUCAGUGUUUUUCACUGAAUUACCUUCAGUAUCGAGUAGAGUCAUUGGCACAUAGUAAGUUUUCUUCAAUUAUUUUUGAUUUAACUAAAAAAAUGUGUGUUAAAGUUGCUAAGCGAUACUGUAUCAUACCUUUUUUGCACAAUAUUUUAAAUUUUAAAAUAAAGUCUAGUAAUAUAUUUAGACAGGAUGUACAUAACUAUCUCCAAAUGAUAAUUUUCUUCCUCAUGCUCUUCAAAUGAAAGUAUGGGCUGUAGUUCCUUCUCUAUGAUAAAAUAUCCUUCCUUAUGGAAAUGAAACACAACAUUUUAUAAACAUGCUGCUACAUUACCUAAGUUGCUUCAUUAAGAUAAAAAGUAAUUUUUAGGUUUUGGUUGUAUUUAAUGACCAUCUAAUGGCAUAAAUAAGAUUUUUACUAUUAGAGGGGAGAUGUGUCAUUUUAUGAAAAAUCACAUGUAUUUUUGUGGUUUCACAGGAGCCAUCACAAAAUUUAUUUUCUAAGUGCAAAUCUAUGAACAACUGUAGAAACUUAAGAAGAACCUACAGGUGAUUUAUUCUCAGUUUCUCUGUUUAUAGGGAAUAAGACUGGGACCCAGAUGUGUAUUUAGGCUUGUCCAAAGGUCGUAAAGCUGUCAGCUCUGAUGUUAGGACUCAUCAUUGUUAAUACUAUAGCCUAAUACCAUCUUCAACUGCAAAGCACUCAAAAACGUAAUAGAAAAGGCACAAUCAUGAAAGUAAUGUCUUUAUUAAGCAUUUUGUAAUAAGUACAUUGAGUCUUUAGAAACAUUAACUUCUCUUUACAGAUAAUUAACUUUGGAAAUUUAACUUCUCAGUACCUUUCAUACAUAAAUAGUUAUUUCUAUAAAAUACUACCACAGGCAAUAAAUAAAGACCUGCAGCAAAAAUAAAGAAACUAACAGGAAACAGCCCUAUUACACAACACUGUGGCAUUAUUGGAAAACUGUUCUGGAGAAGCAAAGCCAUUUUAGCAGUAAACAAAGAGCAUACUCUCCCCUCACUUCCAUUUGCUUAUGAUUGUUAAAAGUAAAAUUGGCUCACAGCUUACACUGAGAAUUGGAUUGUCUGUUAUCGUGAACACUGUGUAGGUUCUAGGUUAUUCAGCUUAAAAGGCUGCUGGGUAAUCAGCAGAGAUUUCUACACUGCCCAGUGGAACUCUGCGACUCUCACACACACAGCCCAUGAAUUCAAUUUUUCCUUGGUGCUUAGAAAAACUUAAUAAACGGGGGUUGGGGGAGGUGAAGAGAAGAGAGAGAGGGGUGGGGAGAGAAAUAUAACAACAGGAAUGAUGACCCUUUUUUAUUUUUAUUUGGUGAGAGAUUGAGAGCAUAGUACAAAUUAGUUCAAAUAACCUCAAAAGAUUGGUAUCACCCACGCUGUUUCAUCACUUGAGAAUUGAUGAUAUUACCUGAUCACAACCAUGUCACUUGCAUCUCAUUUACAGAUGCUACAUCUAGUACCAGAGGAAGCCAAACUUGUAUGCUUUCUUAACUUAGCAAGUAUGCUAACUUAACAAAUAGAAAGAAUUUAAGAAAUGCGAAACCUUAAAGUAUAUGUCAUCAUCCACAAGCUGUCUUUCUGCAUAGCUGAUAUCUUCAGAUCUUGAGUAAAUUUCCAAUUCAGAUGGGGAGCAGAAAUUCAAUUAUGUCUUAAGGCAGCUUGUGUUUCAGGAUUUAGCUGCUACCCACAAUUUUUCUCCAGUAUGUCAACAUAGGGAAUAGAGGAAGGGAAUCUCUUCUGUAGAGCACAUGAGCAUAUCUGGUGUGACUACAUCAUGUUCAAACUGCUAUUAAAUAUAAUCUAUUGUGUGGAUUUAAGGUGUUGAAUGAACACCAGCAAUGUGUUUUAAAUAGUUUGUGUAAAUCUGUGUCCAACUUUUGCUUCAUAUUGUUCAAUAAAUUCUAAAGGCAG
Messenger RNA from Phyllostomus discolor (pale spear-nosed bat), 6637 nucleotides. It is a transcript of the gene GALNT13, whose product is annotated as polypeptide N-acetylgalactosaminyltransferase 13. The transcript has 14 exons. Lineage: Eukaryota; Metazoa; Chordata; Mammalia; Chiroptera; Phyllostomidae. Gene Ontology annotation, cellular component: Golgi apparatus. Bases 567 to 2282 code for a protein of 571 amino acids. The record is from RefSeq and is a predicted model, not a curated record.